AUGUGUUCUCUUCCUUCUUCACCGCCACCACCAUCUGAUAACAAUUUCCAUUCCGAUCAUAUCUGCCUUGUGUUCUGCCCAAGAGAGCCAGCCUCAAAUGGCAGCGUCACCAACUGGAUAGAGCUUUUCAAUCCAUCCACCAACACUUGGACCCAUGUCGGAUCCAUUCCCGGCCUCAGGGAUGACCAAGUUUUAAAAGGCUUCGCUAUGGUUUCGUUGGGAGACACUGUUUAUAUAAUCGGCGGCCAAGUUUGUCACAAGGAGAGGGUCCACGUGUCCGAUGACACAGCCGACUGGGUUGACGUGGGCAUCCAGGUUGUACCUACGGUUCUACGUUACGACUUCCGAAGCAGCCAGUGGAUGAGUUGUUCACCACUACGUGUGGCUAGGUAUGACUUUGCAUGCACAGUUUGUGAGGGUAAAAUCUACGCGGCAGGGGGGAAGUCCACGCCGGCGUGCGCCCGCGGGAUCUCGUCGGCCGAGAUGUACGACCCGAACACCGACACGUGGACGCCCUUGCCGAAUUUGCACAUCUUGAGGUACAAGAGUGUGGGUGUGACGUGGCAAGGGAAAGUGCAUAUGAUUGGAGGGUUUGCCGAGAGAGAGGACUCUGACCGGACGGUGCCGAGCCUCGUGGAGAGAAGCUCGGCUGAGGUGUACGACACGGAGGCGAACAGGUGGGAGCUGAAGGCGGGGAUGUGGCAGUUAGAUGUGCCACCUAAUCAGAUCGUGGCGGUGAAUGAGAUGCUUUUAAGCUCAGGAGACUGCUUAAAUGCAUGGAAAGGACAGAUUGAAGCAUUUGAUGGGAGGCUUUGGAAUGAAGUCGAUGGGUCCCACAAGCCAAGUCUUUCAACGUUAGAGGCAGAACAGAGACGUUACCUAACAAUGGCAGCCAUAGGGAGGGAGUUGUAUUUCCUGGGAGGGUAUUACGGGAAAGGAAGAACGAUGUGUAUUGUUCAUGUAUUUGACACGUCAGCAACAACAGGGGAAGAAGCAUGGAGGAGCUUUGAGCCGAUGGAAAUGGAGGGUGAGAGAGAGCUUUGCAGCCAUUGCUGUGUUGUGAAGCUCUCCUGA
Neltuma alba is the source of this 1074-nucleotide messenger RNA. RefSeq names its product F-box/kelch-repeat protein SKIP30-like. The record is from RefSeq and is a predicted model, not a curated record. NCBI's taxonomy places the organism in Eukaryota, Viridiplantae, Streptophyta, Magnoliopsida, Fabales, Fabaceae. Gene Ontology annotation, molecular function: protein binding. The transcript has a single exon. The coding region runs from base 1 to 1074 and encodes 357 amino acids.